This is a messenger RNA of Ectocarpus sp. CCAP 1310/34, 1561 nucleotides long. The record is from the annotation of a GenBank genome assembly. Lineage: Eukaryota; Phaeophyceae; Ectocarpales; Ectocarpaceae.
AUGCACGGGGCAUGCCCCACCGGUCCUGGCCCCGACCCCUUCGACGCCCCCGAGGCCCCCUGGCCCGGAACCUGCGGGGACCCCGAUUCCGCCACCUUCGGGCGCGCGGAGAACACCUUUACCUCCGGCUUUGAGGGGGCUUGGACGGAAGCUCCCACGGUAUGGGACAACAGUUACUUCGUCGACCUCCUCGAGUAUGACUGGAUUCAAGCCGAGAGCCCCGCCGGCAACAUCCAGUGGAUUCCCGUCCUGAAGGAAGGCGCCACCGAAACCGACGUUCCAGACAUCAUCAUGCUGACUUCGGACGUCGCCCUGCUGAUGGACCCCGAGUACCUUGCUAUCGUGGAAGAGUUCGCCGCCGACCAGUACGCCCUGGACGUCGCCUUCUCCAACGCCUGGUACAAGCUCGUCACUCGCGACAUGGGCCCGCACUCGCGCUGCGUCGGCACCGAUGUGCCCCCCCCGCAAGAUUUCCAGCUCCCGCUUGCCGACACGCCGAGAGACCUCCCGAGCUACUCGGGGGCCAAGAAAGCGAUCGGCCACAUCCUCUCGGAGGAGUCGACGUACGCCCCCCGCUUCGUGACCCUGGCCUACCAGUGCGCGUCUACCUUCCGGUCUACCGACUACAUGGGAGGCUGCAACGGCGCCAGGAUCAGGUUCCCGCCCCAGAGCGAGUGGGCUAGCAACGCGGGGCUGAGCACGGUGCUGGACCUGCUGCAGCCCGUGAAGGACGAGUACCCGGACAUCUCCUACGCCGACCUGAUCGUCCUGGCCGGCCAUGUCUCUCUCAAGCAGGGGGGCUCUGUCCCCAACCUCUCGUACUGCAAGGGUCGCGUCGACGCGGAGAGGGACGACCCCAACAACUCCCUCCUCUCCGUGCUCGAGCCCACUCGCGAGUACGACGGCGUCAUCGUCGGAGUGCGCGACCGCAUGAAGAUUGCCGGCCUCUCUGUGGCGCAGAUGGUGGCGCUCGCGGGGCGCCCUCGCAGUUCUUCUUUGAUGACCGACCUUGGGUACAGCGGCUCCUACACGGAAGAUGACGCAGUCCUGUCGAACACCCUCUACACCCUCCUGCUCACCGAGGACUGGGAGGAGGUGCCCGGGAUGGACGGCAAGGAGUACCAGGCCGUCGGCAAGUCGGGCGUGUACGUCCUCGACACGGACCUAGCGCUGGUCUGGGACCCAGAGUUCAAGGCCCAGUCCAUCCUGUACGCGCAGGACAACGACUACUUCCGCCACGAGUUCGGGUCUGCUUGGACCGCUCUGAUGAACGCUGAUCGAUUCGACGGACCCACCGGAAGCAUGUGCGACCACUAGUAAGCAUGUCGACGUUUCCUUCUCCUAUCGGGGGUGCCCAGGCCACCCUUAGCGCCACCUGUGCGAUUACAAAGGGUUUCUUCUCUCGACACCGAGGUCGAUACGGCGGCGACUUCGUCAGGGGCGUGUGCGAGUACAUCUCUUGUAUACUAGCCUGUACCGUUGGCGUGAAUGUACCAGUAGGGCUUAUUUCGAGCGCCAAGCCGUGCUGGCUUGGGCUGGUUGAGGUUGGGUCCGACGACCU